AUGAACUUCGACGAGAUUUUUCAAGUUUCCAAAAAGGAUGAACUACCUGGGAUUGACGAUUGGAUUUAUAAACUUGCUGAUAAUUCUGAAGAAUCUGAGAUAGACGAUUCCUUACUCGUCGAGUUUCUCAACUCUGGAGUGAUCAAUGGAACGGUGCUUGGACUGUACGCUUUGGCAGUAGUGGUCGGGUUUCUUCUGGUAGUCUUUGCGGCAGUGGGCGCGUUUGCUCUACUGAAAGGCCUUUGCGAAGCAUGCAUCAAAAAAGCUGAAGUUGUACCAGUGUGA
This is a messenger RNA of Oikopleura dioica, 285 nucleotides long. The record is from the annotation of a GenBank genome assembly. NCBI's taxonomy places the organism in Eukaryota, Metazoa, Chordata, Appendicularia, Copelata, Oikopleuridae.